AUGCUCUGCGUUGCGCCCGGCCCCGGACUACAUUUCCCAGCGGCCCCCGCGGCCCGGCCCGGCUGCCAGCCCAAGCGCCGCGGCCUCUUUGUGAGUUGGCUGUGGAGUCGAGUCCUAGCCCCGGCUCGCCCGCGGGGGCGCUCGGCUCCCGGCCUCCGCGGACCGCCCGGAGCCGGUGCCGACUCGGAGGGAGGCGGCGGUGAGGAGUCUGGGAGCGCGCGCGCGCGCCUGGGCAGGAUCGCCGGGCUGGAGCGGGCGCCGGGAGCAGCCGCGCCCCCGUGUGUGAGGGCGACCUGUGACAGCGUGUGUGACCGCGGUUUGGUGACAUUUGGGGAUGUGGCUGUAGAUUUCUCUCCAGAGGAGUGGGAAUGGCUGACACCUGCUCAGAGGAAUUUGUACAGGAAGGUGAUGCUGGAGAACUAUAGGAGCCUGGUGUCACUGGGAGCUUCUGUAUCGAAGCCAGACGUGAUCUCAUUGUUGGAGCAAGGAAAAGCGCCCUGGAUGGUGAAGAAGGAGGGGACAGGAGGCCCAUGCCCUGAUUGGGAACAUGUACUUGGAGAUAGUGAAUUUUCAUCAAAGAAAGCUAUUUAUGAAGAGUCAUCCAGAGUGGUGAUGAUAGGAAAAAGCCACCACAGUUAUGACCAUGAUUGCUCCAGUUUGAGAGAAGACUGUACCAGUGAGGGCUAUUUUGAGAGCCAGUUGGGAAGCCAGGAGACACAUUCAAGUCAACUGAUGAUUGUGCAUAAGGAAAUCCUUACUGAAGAACAAAGCAGUAAAUAUAGUAAGUCUUGGCGAACUUUCCAUCGGGAUGCUAUGGUUGAUAUACAACAUAGCAUUCCCACCAAAGAAACAGUUCAUAAGCACGAGCCAAAAAAGAAAAGGUAUCGAAAAAAAUCUGUUGAAAUGAGACGUAAGAAAGUCUACAUAGAAAAGAAACUUUUGAAAUGUAAUGAGUGUGAGAAGGUGUUCAACCAGAGCUCAUCUCUUACUCUUCACCAGCGAAUUCACACUGGAGAGAAGCCCUAUGCAUGUGUUGAAUGUGGGAAAACCUUCAGCCAGAGUGCAAACCUAGCUCAACAUAAGAGAAUACACACAGGGGAGAAACCCUAUGAGUGUAAGGAAUGUAGGAAAGCCUUCAGCCAGAAUGCACACCUGGCUCAACACCAGAGAGUUCAUACUGGAGAAAAACCCUAUGAGUGUAAGGAAUGUAAAAAAGCCUUCAGUCAGAUUGCACACCUGACUCAACACCAGAGAGUUCAUACUGGAGAGAGACCUUUUGAAUGUAUCGAAUGUGGAAAGGCCUUUAGCAAUGGCUCAUUUCUUGCUCAGCAUCAGAGAAUCCACACAGGUGAGAAACCUUAUGUGUGUAAUGUGUGUGGGAAAGCCUUUAGCCAUCGUGGAUACCUAAUUGUACAUCAGAGAAUUCAUACUGGAGAGAGGCCCUAUGAAUGUAAGGAAUGUAGGAAAGCCUUCAGCCAAUAUGCACACCUUGCUCAACAUCAGAGAGUUCAUACUGGAGAAAAACCUUAUGAAUGUAAAGUAUGUAGGAAAGCGUUCAGCCAGAUUGCAUACCUGGAUCAACAUCAAAGGGUCCAUACAGGAGAGAAACCCUAUGAAUGUAUUGACUGUGGGAAGGCCUUCAGCAACAGUUCCUCACUGGCACAACAUCAGAGAAUUCAUACUGGAGAAAAACCUUACGAAUGUAAUGUUUGUGGGAAAGCCUUUAGCUAUAGUGGAUCUCUUACUCUACAUCAGAGAAUUCAUACUGGGGAAAGACCCUAUGAAUGUAAGGACUGCAGGAAAUCUUUCAGGCAGCGUGCACACCUUGCUCAUCACGAGAGAAUUCAUACUAUGGAGUCGUUCUUGACUCUUUCCUCUCCCUCACCCUCCACAUCCAGUGACAAGCACACGAUCCUCAAAACAGCCUAA
Molecule: messenger RNA, 1929 nt
Organism: Orycteropus afer afer
Lineage: Eukaryota; Metazoa; Chordata; Mammalia; Tubulidentata; Orycteropodidae
Source: RefSeq, a predicted model, not a curated record